AUGCCUCAGGAACAGUACACACACCACCGGAGCACCAUGCCCAGCUCCGAGGGGCCACAGGUCUACAAGGUGGGGAUUUACGGCUGGCGGAAAAGAUGCCUCUAUUUCUUUGUCCUGCUCCUCAUGAUUUUGAUACUGGUGAACUUGGCCAUGACCAUCUGGAUUCUCAAAGUGAUGAACUUCACAAUCGAUGGAAUGGGAAAUUUGAGAAUCACAGAAAAAGGUCUAAAGCUAGAAGGAGACUCAGAAUUCUUACAACCUCUCUACGCCAAAGAAAUCCAGUCCCGACCGGGUAAUGCCCUCUACUUCAAAUCUGCCAGAAACGUGACAGUGAACAUUCUCAAUGAUCAGACUAAAGUGCUUACUCAGCUGAUCACAGGUCCAAAAGCUGUAGAAGCUUACGGCAAAAAGUUUGAAGUAAAAACUGUUUCUGGGAAAUUGCUCUUCUCUGCAGAUGACAAUGAGGUGGUAGUAGGAGCUGAGAGAUUAAGAGUUUUAGGAGCUGAGGGCACAGUCUUCCCUAAAUCCAUAGAAACACCUAACGUCAGGGCAGACCCCUUCAAGGAACUAAGGUUGGAGUCUCCAACCCGUUCUCUGGUGAUGGAGGCCCCAAAAGGAGUCGAAAUAAAUGCAGAAGCCGGCAAUAUGGAAGCCACGUGCAGAACAGAGCUGAGGCUGGAAUCCAAAGAUGGAGAGAUUAGGUUAGAUGCUGCGAAAAUCAAACUACCUAGACUGCCUCAUGGAUCCUACACGCCCACAGGAACGAGGCAGAAGGUCUUCGAGAUCUGCGUCUGCGCCAAUGGGAGAUUAUUCCUGUCCCAGGCGGGAACUGGUUCCACUUGUCAGAUAAACACAAGUGUCUGCCUUUGAAAGACUAUCCACAGUGGACCUUGUCGGCAGCAUAAAGGCCUUUUUUUUGGCUUUAGACACUGGCUGCCAGCUAUUUUUACUAGAACACAGAAAGCCUAUCAAAGACCUUGUGUGCGUGUGCGUGUGUGAACGCGUGUGCAUGGGUGAGUGUAUGUGUACACGUGAGAGUGUUUGCCUGUGUGAGUGGAUAUAAAUAUAUAUAAAUAAAUAUAAAUAAAUAUAUAUAUAUCCUCUGUAUAAAAUGAGGUUUCAGUACAAAAGGAACCAUGGGUGACCCUGUGAUAUCCACUGUCAUUUUCCAUCCCAUCCCCACCACCUACAUGUCAGAAAUCAAAACACUCCUUCAGGCCCAACAUCCCCGAGACCAUUCAACGUCACAUAGUGGAUUGAACACUUGAAUAUGCAUCAACAUGUUCAAGUGACAGCAUAUCUUCUUUUUUUACAUCAUUACAGGCAGCGAUGGCGGGAAUCUCCAAGUCUCACUCAAGUGCUGAGAUCCUUGUAUGAAGCCCACACACCUUGGACUUAGGAGGGGGGGGUUAUGGCUCAGUGGUACAGUGAGAAUUUAGCAAGUGCAAGGUCCUGGGUUCCAUCCCCAGCACCAGCUCCCCGCCAACACCAAAAAAAAUAGAUGUUUGGUUUCCCUUUCUUAGCUUUAGUAAGUCUAUAAGGCUGGCCCAGGGCCCCCCUUCAAAUCAGAGAUGGGUCCAAUGCCAUGGAAGUCAUCAAAGGAACUCAAAAUGCCUGUCCUACCCCUGCAGCCAAGUGUGUUGGGAUUUUGUCAUUGCAUGAAUGAGGAGCAUGAGUUUUAACAAAUUUUGAACUGCUCACCCAACUUCAGCUUAUCUUAAUUCCUUUAAACUCACAUAUUCUCCCAUAGUCAAAAUUAGAGUUGUAAAUCAGCACAAAACAGGAUAACAGCUGCUCCUCAGUCAGCUGGUAGCAACUCAGUAGCCUGACAGGCAAAGAAUAAAUGGGUGAUAUGUCUCUGUUUAAAGGAAAAAAAAAAUGGCUCCAAAGCUGUUAUAUUCUCACUUCUUCCUCCAAUAGAAUCUGAUCCAAAAUGAUGAUGUCAAUCAAAAUCCCAAAGAGUGGAGCCCUACCCCAAGAAAAAUCAUUUUAAGAUGGAAAUCUAAGAGUAGCAUAGGGAACCCAAUUGCCAUUCAUACAUUUUGGGGUAUCAGGUAGGUAAUUUAGACACACUUUGUAUUUUUAAAGGCAUUUACCCACUCUCUAGUUUUGAUCUUAUUUUUUUUUCAGUACUGGGAUAUGUAUAUUCCUAAAUCCACUACUAUGUUUUCUCUAGAAAUCACAGGUUUAAAGCACUGUAAUGCUGCCAAAAUUGCUCACUGCAAGUUAACGAAAACUGAGUCAUGUGUCUUCAUCAAAAUCACUGUGUGCCGUGGGACACAGCAGCACCCACUGCCCCGUAAAUGGAAGCAUCUCUAAUUCCCGCCAUCAGCUACCUCUCAUUUUUCCACCUUCAUCACCAUGCUCCAGGGUCACCCUGGCCAGCUCUUGUGCUGGGACAGGGGAUUACACCAUCUCUGUUCAAAGAGGGGGAAAUGUGCCUAUGCCUUAAGUCAAUGCACUCAGCAAGGAGAAGCACAUCCUAUUUAUCUUGUUACCUGUAGUUUAUUUUGGGUGAUUGGAGAGGAAUGGUUUAGUUAUGACUGGGCAUCAACAGCUGGUAGACACACCAAAUGGUUAACAGAUAUGGACUCUACGGAGCCCAGAGUGGAGAUGUAACUGGCUUAGACCGUCCUGGAUGCCAUUUGACAAGCAACGGCCCCGCAAUUCUAAAAUGAAGCCGUAUGUAUUGGCCUGAAUGUUUUUUUUUUUUUUCCUUCUUCAACGAGGUUCUAAUUUUUCUUACUUCUCAAGCAGAGGAAGGUUUGUCAUGAAAGAUAAAGAGGUUUGAUAUUUUUGAGGUGUCACUCAAGCAUCAGGCUGAGGUUGGAACACAUGGGUUGUCAAAGCUUGGUUUCUUGGAGGGUGGGAUGGCCAAGUGACUCAGCUGGUUUCUCCCAGGCUCGCUCCUCUCGUUCUUGCUUGGAUGUCAUGCAGAAGAUUGGGUUGGUCGAUCUUGGGGAAAUUCCAUAGUAUUGCUAAGUUAGUAGUACUAAGGUCUAAAAAUGAAUACCAUAAAAGACAUCGGGAUACUCUGGAUUGGGAUUACCAAUAUCCUGUUGGGUCACCCUGCCAGAAUCUGCAUGUAUCACACCCAGGGCUUUUCCCAGCCAGGAAAAAUCCCUAGUUGGAUAUUCAGAUCACCUACUGCAUAGCAUUCAGAUAAACCAUAUAGCUCACAGUAGAUUGUGGCUAAAUACCUUAGGACAGGUUUGUACUUGAAGCAGACAGACAAACCAUCUCUGCAUUUUGCCAUCUCACAUACAUCAUCUAUUGAUGAGGAGGAAACAAGAGUUCCCUGAACCUCUUUCCUCUGAUUUUGUUUUAAUCGUGACAAAUGUCUGAGAUGAGCACCUUGGGACGUCUAUGCCAAUCAAGAAGAAGAAACAUUGGUAUAGUCCUCUUGCAAAAUUUAAUUCUAAAGGUAAUCAGAUCACAAGUAGAAUUAAAAAAAUAAUAGCAAUCACGAUUAUAAAUGAAGUACCUUUGCGGGACACGGGAUAUGAAAGUCUGCCUUUCAUUUAUGUUAAAUGACCACAAUGUAUAAGUUAAUAAGCAGAAACUCCAGUGUGGAUGAAAUUAUGCAUUUCAGUUCAGACUUUAGAAUCUGGUAAAAUAUACUCAAAGAUCUUCAAUGUACUUUUUCCCCCCUCCCAAUGCCCUCUAAACAGAAUCUCUUUCCAUGGUCAUAAGAGAAAGUUUUAUUUGAAUUCUGGGGAAAAAAAUAGAUUUUACAUUAAAAUCUGCUAAUCCCUAAUUUUAAAAAACAAGAUUCUUUCUAAUCUUUGUAUAAAAUACCUGCUAGACAAUCACACUUUGGGGUAUAGUAAACACCUGGCAAUAUAAUAAAGAGUUCAAACAAUUCUUCAAUGUACUGGAAGUUCUAAUAUGAUACUAUUCUCUAGAUUUUUUAUAAAUGAAAAAAAAAUGAUCUCCAAAUAUGUUUAACAUUUAGUUCUAUUUGAUCUCUGCUUGAUAAGUCAUGAGAUUUCCAUCUUGGGAAAAACUUCAGUGUGAUGGAGGUUUUUGAAAGCCACGUGUCAAGGUGGAAACUUGACAUGUGGCUUUGUGAUUGUUUCGUUGCCCAAGAGAUAAACCUUAUAAACUUGAAUUGGCUUCCAACUUCUUUUAAGUCAUAUUCCCUUUGGAUAAUUUUCACUGUACAUCCAGCAGCCAUAGACCAAAGAUUGCUUGAGGUUUGACCCUAAAGCAAGGGUCAGCAAACUCUAACCUGGAGACCAAAUCUGAUUCAUUACCAGUUUUUGUAAAUAAAGAUUUAUUGGAACACAGCCAUGUGCUUUAAUUUGCAUGUUGUUUGUGACUGAUAUCACUCUGUGACACCAGGGUUGUCAGAACCCAUGUGGCCCGCUAAACAUAAUGAUGGCUAUUUGGAUCUUCAUGGAGAAAGUUUGCUGACCCCUGACCUAGAGGCCAUUUGUGGUAUAUGUCGGACAUAGCAGGAGAGAAAGCGGAUCCCCUAGUAGCCAGGGUAAGCCUGCAUUUCUGUGUGAGCAUGGGAAUAUAAAUACUUGGCAAACUAAUUUAGGAAGGAAGAGCUUCCUUAAAACUACAUGAAGAAAUGAUUCAUCUGUUGGAGAAACAUAAGAUCAGAGGAUUUGGGGGGGUCAGGGAGAAGAGAAUGAGGGGCAGCUUAGGUGAACAGGAAAGUUGUGAUAGGUCCUCUGAAUCUUUUCGGGGGAUUCUUAAUAAAUGGAUCAGCAUCAUUGUGUGACGAGAGGUGAAGCAGGGAUGCUAUGGUUGAAAUGGACAAUCUCUUUCCUGAAAACUCUUUCUGGAACUCUCUAAUCUCACACAGAAGUUCCCACUUCUCCUGCCCAUUCUCCAGAAAGAUGACCACACCAAGGUCCUUCACAGACUAUUUUUUUUUUACUUCAUUGUCUUUUUUUGGUCUCCGUUACCUUGGUUAUCCAUAUUUCCAAGGUACUUCAUGGUCCUCUAGCCCCGGCAUGCCUCAAGAAAUGGUCAGAAGGAAGGAUAACUGGAAGUAUCAGAAGAAGCAGGAUUUUAAUGUGUGUAGGAAGAAAAAUACAGGAAAAUUCUUUUUAUGAAGCCAUUGGUGAGAGGAACCAGAGUAAUGCCAGUUUGCUUUUGUUUCCAAGGAUCUCAGUAUUUUGUUCCUUGGUGCCAAGUGCAAAGAAAAAAAAAUCAAAACAAAACAUGUUUUGGAUUCUACUACUCUGCUUCUGUGUGGGAAAGCAGGUUCCUACCAGAAAUUCGUCUCUCCAAUCAACACCCCUUUUGCUAAUUGAGGGCUUUAUACUCAUUAUUUAAAAAAAAAAACAUGAGUUAUGAAUGACCCUCUGUAAGUAUGAGUAUUCAUGUUGGGGAGGAAGGAUCUUUUUAUUGAAAAUGAUCAUCAUUUACUAGUCCUUAAUUUCUAUCCAAUAAGAGGCACCUCAACCUUCCAUGUAGAUACAGUUGAUAGAAGAUUACGGGGGCAGCAGAAUAGAACAUGUUGCUUUUAUUUUAGGCAAAAGGUAGCGUGAUGUUUGGGUGCAAAGAGUAAAUAGAUACAAUUCAGCACCUGACCCUUUUUUUUUUUUUAAUAAGGAUCUAUGAAAGCUGAAAAUUUUUCAUUUAAGGAAGUCACAAACAACAUCAGUUUGCCCUCAUCCCUACCCCAGGAAAUGUUAGGUACAAAGAGGAUAAAGUAGCAAUUCCUUGAAUGACACGUUUGCAUGGUGCACCAGUAACCAGUGGGGAAAAAGUUAGAAUGAAAGAAACAACCUUAAAAAACAGGCCUUUUAUCUCCAAGAUAAAAUGUCCCUCUUGUGGUCUUUCAUCACUUUCUCCUUGGUAAAAAGUUCCCCCAGUUCCCACAUUAUUUCCAUUAAAAUAGUCAAAGCUACUGCAUUGGGAUGUCAAAUGCAUCCCUUUCUUUCUUUGUGCUAAUCGGAAUUUAAAAUUAUACAGUUGCCUCUGAAUUUCUCAUUCACAAAGCCAAACCACUGAUAAGAGAGAGAGCGGUGGGAAGCAGGGUGCUCCCAUCAGCACAGCACACCACGCAUCAGUUCGCAAGCACUGUGAUUUCUAUGGUCCUCAAAAGCUUUCUUUAUAAUCGAGUCCUUGAAAUUUCUCCAGGAAGGUCUGAAUGGCAAAGGGAAAAUAAUUACUUGUGGAAGGUCCUUUUGAGUGUUGUUAGAGCACAAGUGUAAAAGAAAACACCCCUUUUGGUGCACCCUAUGCUCACACACGUGGGCUUUCCCCCACCCUCCUUUUGUAGAUACUGAUGGAGCAGGAAAUUAGUAUCUUCCUUUGAGAGAAAAAAGCAAGAAUGUCAUGAGCCAUGCACUAGAAAGUGUGAUAUGUAACACAGUGUUAAAGAUGCCUUCAGAGCAUAGGUCAGCAGUCUCCCUCACACCAACAGCGAUGCUAACUACAGUUCCUUUACUUUAGCACAGCAACUGGUAAUAUUGGUGCCUCUUUUGUGGUUUGCAAUUGGAAGAAAACAAAGGAAAGAAUUGCUAUAAGUAAGAAGUAGUUUUGAGUCCAAAUCUACUUAUCAUGGUAAGAAGGCAGAGUAGUGUUCCAAACACCUCGUUCAGGAUGUAGACAUACUGGAUAGAAAGUGAGUUGAUUCUGCCUCAUCACUGAACACCCUAUAGCUGAGAUCAGCUAAGUAAAAUAUGAUUCUGCUCUCACUGGGAGAAGGGAGAAGAAAACAUCUGUUUGAUCUAAAAUCUACCCUGCAUACUUAGAAUUUUCUAGCAGGCACCAGUCCAAUGUCUUCGCAGCCUACUUCUACAUUUGGGAUUUUAGCAAAAUCAGAGAUAACUCAGAUAUCAUAAAGUGAGAAACUCUAAACUGGUCUGUUAGCUUACAUGGGAGGGCUACAGCAUCAGGUUGUCUGAGAGCAGGAAGAUGACAUUUGUCAACAAGAGAGAUGUCUCUUUAGUUUCCAUAUCCAUCUAAUUCACAGGAUGCUUAAGUCUUAAGGGUCAUGGAUUCUUUUUAAGAAUAGGACCACAGCUACUAAACUUCUCUGCAAAAAGAAUCAUAUCCAAAAAAAUUGCAUAAAAGGAGGUUUCCUUUGAUCCAAAGCCUUACCCUAAGACACAGAAAGAGUUUGAUUAUUUUCUCCUAUAAUUGCUUAAUUAAUAUUCACUGAAUAUGUAUUAUGUGCUAGGCACUAGGCUAAGUGUUUCACAUGCAUUCACUUAUUUCAUCCUCAAAACAAUCCUUUGAAAUGGGUUUCAUUACAGUUUCAAUGUAUAAAUGCAGGGAUGGAGCCAUGGAAAGGUGAAGAAACUUGUCCAAAGCCACUCGUUAGGAAAUGACAGAGCUGGAAUGUAGAUCUAACUUCUGACCACCAUACUAAGAAGUCACCAACAGGACAAACUAUGUUUCAAGCUGUUAGGAAGUAUCUUCUACUAGAUUUUAGAGUAGAUCUUCUUAAACAAAUGAGACUGCAGAACACUUAUCUCCCUGCUUUCUGUAGCUUCUCAUGAUGAUAACAAUCAAUACUAAAUUAUAGACCCAUGGGGUGAAGACCUGCCUGGAUAAUAGAAUCUAGAACCAAAAAAAAAAAAAAAUGUGUUUGCUCUGGAUGUAAUGCCUGUUAAGCCAGGCGCCUUAUCCUUUCAGAUUGUCAGCCUCAUGAUUAGGACACUGUAGUAGUAGUCUAUGGGUAUAUACAAAGCAGCACUCCUGCACACCUACCUUUUGUUCUCUCUUAUUUUAGGUGAGGUCUUUGAACCAUUUGGUUGUCAUUCUUCUCCACUUUUGUUUUUGGCAAAAGUAAAGGAAACAAUCAAAUAGAAUGGCAGUCAGGAGAGUGUCACUGUCCCUGUUCCUACAGUAAAACAAGACGAUGGAUACAGGGUUUGGUUAGCAUUGUCCACUCAAUAGCGUUGGAGCCAGUGGGUCACGUGGGCUCUGCCAGGGCUUGAGCACCUCAUCUCCUCAGCAGUCACAAAUGGGCUAUAUUCUUCCUCGUGUGCAGAAUUCUUUUCACCAAAGCUUUCAGGCCACAAUUCCCAAUUCGUCCAAGUUGGAAAUGAGAGCCAUUUGCCAAUUUUAUUUUAUUAUUUAAAAAAAAAAAAAAAAAACCCAGCACUCUUUAACCAGAGUAGGUCAUACACUGGCGUUCCUAGAUUCAGCAAUGAGGGCUGGUGGCCUUCUAACCAGGAAAGGGGAGAAUGCGUGCACCUGAAGUUCAUUAGAACUGAAUAGCUUUGCAGCACUUUUAUCUUCUGAGUGAAGACAUUGGGCUUUGAACUGCUCGAGUUAAAAGACAAAGUCCUUUUGAAGAAUUAACUCAUCCAAGGACCCCCUGCCCCCAAGCUGAGAGGGCCACAGCCACAGGGCUGGUGAUCCAUCCUGCUGGUAUGUGCUUUCUAUACCUAUGCACAUACCUGAUUUACUGGGGGAAGCUGCAGAUCCACUCACUAUACCCAAAUACACUCAGCCCCUGAGACAUUUUUACCUGACUCAACCUCCCCAUAAAAACCUUACAACAGGAUGAGCUAAAAAAGGUUUAAGUCCCUGUUUCAGAGUCAGUCUGCCAGGGAUUUGCUUUCUAUGGGUGUAGAUGUUCAAAUGGCAAGCCAGGAAUGGAUGACUGUGAGGGUCUCAUGGAACCCACCUCACCAGGGCCAGAAAUCUGGCUUCCUGAAAGAGGGGAGAUUCUAGCAAAGUGAAGGGAACUGUGUGCACACUUGAAUGUCGGUGACACAAAAUGAAGAUAAUUGUUAUCCAGUGUUUUAGGGAUGGGGGCUGAAGUUUUCCACAUGUAACCCACUUUUCCUGGCCAAGAUUUUUCCUUUUGGAGUCCAUGAAGGAGCAGAGGUACCUCUCAAGGAGGUCAUAUUUGAGAAAGAAAAGGCAGAGGCCAUCCAUCAUGAUAUGGCUAGACGUACUUCGGGAGAAGCCAGAUUCUGGUGCUUUUAAUAGGAAAAAAAUAAAUAAAAGAGGUCAUAGAAGUCCCAUUGGCUUGGGAAUUCUGAAUUUUUUAAAAAAGGAGACCCAUUCCCAUGAAGCACUGGAGGCCAGCCUCUGUGUUAUUUUUUGGUUUGGUUUUGUUUUUGCUCUGGGUUUGGGUGUGAUGUAAGAAGAGCUUUUUAGUUUUGUUUUGAAUAACAUCAAUCCUUGCACACUCUAUGCAAAAAUUUUGUAAGCAUUGCAAUAAUGCUAUGAAUUACAAGGAACUAUUUUAACUUUAUUACGCUUUCUGUAUAAAAAUUUGUAUUUAAUAUUAUUUCAAUUUCAGUCUUGUAAAAUAUAUUAAUAAAAAUAAUGAUUGUUAAGAAGGAAA
Ictidomys tridecemlineatus (thirteen-lined ground squirrel) is the source of this 9274-nucleotide messenger RNA. The record is from RefSeq and is a predicted model, not a curated record. Lineage: Eukaryota; Metazoa; Chordata; Mammalia; Rodentia; Sciuridae.